This is a messenger RNA of Acanthoscelides obtectus, 447 nucleotides long. The record is from the annotation of a GenBank genome assembly. Lineage: Eukaryota; Metazoa; Arthropoda; Insecta; Coleoptera; Chrysomelidae.
AUGAAGGCUGAUUCGUCCAUGGAAGAUGACUUCCAUCUUUUAACCUUGGAGAAAUUUUGGAUCAAAAGAUUGCCUGUUAAUUCGUCACUUGCCUCUCUUGCUUUACGAAUACUAGUUCCUUCAUCUUCCUUUAUCAAAACUACACAGCGAGAUCGUCUUGAUGUCGAUAGCGACCUGAUGAUAGCUCUGGCAAAAACAGAACCUAGAAUCUGGCACAGAACAUGCAAUCUCAAAACCAAAUUGACAGAUGUUUACAUAGAGGCACAACAAGCUGGCUACCCCUACGUCGACUACAAUGGCAAGCAGCAAAUAGGGAUAUCGCAUAUGCAAGCGACCCUACGAAAUGGAAUGAGACCCAAUGCAGAAAACUCUUACCUUCGUCCGAUUCGACAGAGAAAGAAUUUGAAGAUACGUACAGGUGCUUACAUAAAACCUGGCGUUGAGUAG